GUAGCUGCUCCACUUCUUUGUCCGUUAGCUUUGUGCUCGAUAAUUUCCAUUCAGAUGGCUCCACUUCCACUUCCUCCUCCUCCUCCUCUCCUCCUCCCUUUCCUCCUCCUCCUGUUCGCAUCUCCUACUCUCUCUUCAGUGACCGUAACUCAUCUCCCCGGCUUCAGCGGAGCUCUCCCCUUCCAUCUCGAGACAGGGUACGUGAGCGUUGAUGGUGUGAACGGUGUUGAGCUGUUCUACUACUUUCUACAGUCGGAGAGGGACCCUAAGGAAGACCCUCUCAUCCUUUGGCUCACCGGGGGCCCUGGCUGCUCAGCCUUCAGCGGCCUCGUUUUUGAAAUCGGUCCUUUAAAAUUCGUGACUAAAAGGUAUGAUGGUAGCUUACCAACUUUGGUAUACAACCAUUAUUCUUGGACAAAGGUUGCAAAUAUCAUCUUUCUUGAUUCUCCUGUUGGAUCUGGAUUCUCAUUCUCUAGACAGCCUAAAGGCUAUGUGGUCAGUGAGAUGAGCUCGUCUGUACAAGCCUAUGAAUUUCUAAGGAAGUGGCUUGUUGAACAUCCACAAUACCUUCACAAUCAUCUCUACAUUGCUGGUGAUUCACACGGUGGAAAGAUUGUUCCUGUUGUGACUUACAAGAUUGCGAAAGGUAUUGAAGCAGGUGAUAGCCCACUCCUGAAUCUCAAGGUACGCAUAUAUGCUGGUUAUCUAGUUGGCAAUCCACUUACUGGUGAAUUAGUCGAUCAGACUUCUCAAGUUCCAUAUGCACAUGGAGAGGGCAUCAUAUCAGACGAACUAUUCGAGGAAAUCCAAGCAAACUGCAACGGAGAGGACUAUGUGAAUCUUGAUCCUCUCAAAAUGGCAUGCCGUUUGGCACUUGACAAAUUUCACAUGCUUACAUCAGAAUUUUCCCCUGCCUAUAUAUUUGAUCCUGAAUGUCCUCUUGUAUCACCUCGGAGAAAGCAUAUGUUUGGUGAUAGGUCCUUAGAGGAGAAGUAUUCUGAGAUCAUGCUUCCACCGGUUGUUCCUGACUUCAAGUGCAGAUCUUAUACUUAUUAUCUGUCCUAUUAUUGGGCAAAUGACUACAAGACCAGGGAGGCCCUACAUAUCAAAAAGGGAACAGUGCAAGAAUGGGUCAGGUGCAAUUUUAGCAUGGCUUAUACAUACGACGUCCCGAGUACUGUAGUAUAUCAUCUCAAUCUAACAACAAAGGGAUAUCGAGCGUUGGUGUACAACGGUGACAAGGAUUUGCUUAUAACAUUUAUCGGUACACAAGCAUGGAUAAGAUCGCUUAACUACUCCAUCGUCGAUGACUGGCGAUCAUGGCAUGUGGAUGGCCAAGUUGCAGGCUACACUAGAAAGUAUUCCAACAACUUGACUUUCGCGACGGUAAAGGAUGCUGGUCACACUGCUCCUGAGUACCAGCCCAAGAGUUGCUUCAUGAUGUUUGAUAGAUGGGUAUCUCACAAGCCUCUGUGAUUUAUUAGUCAAAAGGAUAUAUGGAUUUUUAUAGAAGCUAUAUGUGUAGAACUGAUACUGACAAAUUUCAGUUAGUGCUGGAAGUGUCCAUAUCAGAAGAUAGAAAACAAAGUUAGAGCAUCUGGUUUAAUUAGUUACUGUAUACCACUGAUCUGUUCGUCCCCAGUUUCAGCAAUGGGUUGAUUCUUUGUGAGAGAUUGUUUAGUAUUGAGAGGGUCAUCAACGUAUUAUGAGCCUUUUAUGUUGUAACUUGUGAGUAUUCUUUAUAGAGAGUUUCAGAUGCAAUUAACCACUAUGUACUAUUUUCGAGUGAAA
Molecule: messenger RNA, 1791 nt
Organism: Asparagus officinalis (garden asparagus)
Lineage: Eukaryota; Viridiplantae; Streptophyta; Magnoliopsida; Asparagales; Asparagaceae
Product: serine carboxypeptidase-like 18
Exons: 14
Coding region: 55-1476 (473 amino acids)
Biological process (GO): proteolysis; secondary metabolic process
Molecular function (GO): acyltransferase activity, transferring groups other than amino-acyl groups; serine-type carboxypeptidase activity
Source: RefSeq, a predicted model, not a curated record